GAAAGGGCGGGAAACGAAACCCUGGGAGCCGAGCCCUUUUCGUCUCUGUGGAUUGCAGCGAUCGACGAUCGGAUCCCUUCUCAAUGGCGGGAGGCGAAGCCCUAGAAAUCUCGCGCCAGAUCCAGGCUCUCGUCUCCGACAAACUCCAAGUGGUUUCUUACAAAUGGCUUAGCCGCAACUUUUCGUUGUCAUCAAAUUAUGCCAAGAGGUUGCUGAAUGACUUUGUUGCCGAGCAUGGAAAUAAAUUACAGGUUGUUUAUGCAAUAUCUGGGUGGUUGAAAAAUCCUCAAAUGUAUUGCAUAAAACUUGCGUCAAGAUCAAAUCUUGCAGAAGUAAAACAGGAAUUUAAAGACAACUUCUCAGUUCAGAUUUAUAGUGUCCAAGCUUGCAUCCCAAAGGAUCUAGCUUUGCUUUGGAAUGCAGAAUUUGUACAAGCAGAAGAGCUCUUCAGUCAGCCCUUGACUACUGAAAAUUGUUUAAGGGACAACAGGUAUUGUGGUGUUUCAAAUUCAUAUGUCAAACGCACAGUAGAUGGAAAGUCAGCGGGUGGUGUUUCACAGCUGAAAAAUGAUGGAACUUCUAUGGGACCUAAAACUAGUAGCAUCCUCAAAAAUUCAUAUGCUCCAGGCCCUCAACAGGCGCAGUCAAGUGCAAAAAAUGGAAUAGAGGCCUCUGUAAUGGCCGCUUCAAGUGGUAAAAGUGACAGAAGUGCUUCAGUAAUUAACAAUCAACAAACAGAGCCCCAUGUAACUAAAGAAUCAAUAGCUGCAAUCAACACUAACAAAAAGAAAGGCAAGAAUGAGACAUCAUCAGGAGGCAAUGGUUCUAUAGCUAGUUUAUGGGGUCGUGCAUCUGGGAUUUCAAAGGUUUCAGCAUCUGCCACAGACACUACCAGCAAUGUUGCAAAGAUCUCUAUCACAGCUGAAGCGCAAAUUUGUGCAGAGGAAGCAGCUAAUGCUAUGAGUAGUGAUGAUGACGAUGAGGCUGAUCUAAACUACAAGAGAGGAUUAAAUGGUUCAAACAAUAGAAAGAGACGGGUGGUUAUGGAUUUUUCAGAUGAAGAUGAGGAAGAGGAAAAUGUAGUCAGGCUUGCAUCUCCCGAUCCUCCAAAUGUGCGGCCUACGUCAACUUCGUCACAUGAUAUUGGAAAGUUGGAGGAAAAGAAAUUAAGUUCUGAACACCCAAAAGAAGAAAAAUUGGAGGUUAAGCAAGGUAAAACCAAAGAGAAAUAUUCUGGAUUAUGUGAGGGUGAUUUAAGAGUUGGAAACAAACAUGACAUUACUGGGAUUUCUUUACAUAAGAAGAGUCAGAACAAUAUUCCAAAUGCAGUUGAUGAAGUUACGGAAGCAAACAAUGAGGAAACUAAUGCUUCCACUUUACCCAAAAGAAGAAAGGUGCUAAAAACACGAAUAGAUGAGCGUGGUAGAGAAGUGACUGAAGUUGUCUGGGAGGGAGAAGCUGCUUGUGAUACUGAUAAGAAUACGACCAGUAAUGAUGUUGGGAGCAGACCUCCUUUAGCAAAUAAAGCACAGGAAGCAGGAAGAAAUGCCCCAACCAAUCCAGUGAGCAAAGCCGGUAACAAGAAACCAGCAAAAGGUGGUGGAAAGGAUGCUAAGCAAGGAAACAUUUUAUCCUUUUUCAAGAAGGUUUAAAUCCCUCCAUAUAGAGGCUCUAAUUAUUCAGUUUCGGUAUGGGUAUCCACUAAGCUGUCUGUCUGCAUUUACCACAAAAAGUGCUUGAUGAUGGAGAGAGAGAGAGAGAGAGAGAGAG
Molecule: messenger RNA, 1770 nt
Organism: Asparagus officinalis (garden asparagus)
Lineage: Eukaryota; Viridiplantae; Streptophyta; Magnoliopsida; Asparagales; Asparagaceae
Exons: 9
Coding region: 84-1652 (522 amino acids)
Biological process (GO): DNA replication; nucleotide-excision repair, DNA gap filling; DNA synthesis involved in UV-damage excision repair
Cellular component (GO): delta DNA polymerase complex; nucleus
Molecular function (GO): DNA-directed DNA polymerase activity
Source: RefSeq, a predicted model, not a curated record